Molecule: messenger RNA, 1452 nt
Organism: Chanos chanos (milkfish)
Lineage: Eukaryota; Metazoa; Chordata; Actinopteri; Gonorynchiformes; Chanidae
Gene: zmat2
Product: zinc finger, matrin-type 2
Exons: 6
Coding region: 3-599 (198 amino acids)
Biological process (GO): mRNA splicing, via spliceosome
Cellular component (GO): U4/U6 x U5 tri-snRNP complex; spliceosomal complex
Molecular function (GO): zinc ion binding; nucleic acid binding
Source: RefSeq, a predicted model, not a curated record
AAAUGGCGUCCGGCAGUGGUAGUAAGAAUGAUUUUCGACGGCGAUGGGACAAAGACGAGUAUGAGCAGCUGGCUCAAAAAAGACUCACGGAGGAGAGGGAGAAAAAGGAUGGCAAGCCAUUGCCCCCUGUCAAGCGGGCACUCCUCCGCCACAGAGACUACAAAGUCGACCUGGAGUCCAAACUGGGGAAGACUAUUGUCAUCACAAAGACUACGCCUCAGGCAGAGAUGGGCGGGUACUAUUGCAACGUGUGCGAUUGUGUUGUGAAAGACUCCAUCAAUUUCUUGGAUCACAUCAAUGGCAAAAAACAUCAGAGAAAUCUGGGGAUGUCCAUGCGAGUGGAACGCUCCACUCUAGAUCAAGUGAAGAAACGUUUUGAGGUCAAUAAGAAAAAGAUGGAGGAAAAACAGAAAGAGUAUGAUUUUGAGGAACGAAUGAAGGAAUUGCGAGAGGAGGAGGAAAAAGCAAAAGCUUACAAAAAGGAGAAGCAAAGAGAGAAGAAGAGAAAGGCAGAGGAGGAUCUGAACUUUGAGGAGGAUGAUGAAAUGGCAGCAGUGAUGGGCUUCUCAGGGUUUGGCUCCUCAAAGAAGGGCCACUGAUAUUUAGACCACUCUCACCUCUUUGCCAAGAUCUUUUCCCCCUGCAGCUGAGCAGUGAGAAUUUACAGAUAGGUGUAUUGUUAACUCCUGUCAGCUAAGAGGGUAAGACCAUGGUUUGUUCCUUGAUUGGACCAGCCUUACCCUAAUUUUUACUGUGUUUAUUCAAGGUCAUGGAAAGUUAAGCUAAUGUCUUUUUUCUUAAAACACCACUCAGUUGUUUAUUGAUGUGUGAAACCAACAAGCAGUUUUACAAAGAACAGCCCUGGAAGCUUAGUUUGUUGCUAGGUAACAGUUUAAAAUUUUGCAAACAUAUCUGAAUUGGAACUGUACUUAACAUUAGCCCAGCUUUGUUUCUGAAUCACAAGUCUUGCAUGGGUUGGUGCUGAUUUGUUAUAUUCACUCAAUCUUUCAGUGUCUGGUACACUUGUUUGUUUUAGGGAGGAUAACAGUGAGCAGUUUUCAUUGACAUCUGGAAAAGCAGGAAGCCGGGCAGUGUUAUUUUAGUUUUGAGUUCCUUCCUUACACUCAGUUUUUUUUUUUAUGAUCAGUGAUAGUUAAUUGGAAAUUUUAAACAGCCCAACCUGACAAUCCAGUCCCUCACAAGCUAAAAGUGUGAAAAUUGAGUGUCCACUAUGCAAGACUACAAUGGCCACUAUUGCACCCUAUUCAUUUAGACCUGCCCAGUAUAAGAAUAUGUUUGAUUUAAGGGCUAUGUGUUUCUCUUUAACAGUCUGUAAAAGUUACUGUGUUAAAUUGUGUAAUUUAAUUGCUAUUUUACAUUAAAGAUGGCUCCGGGUUCAGUUUUUGUUUAAUUUUUGUUUCAAAUUGAUGGAUCAUUGAUUUAUGUAUUAAA